Messenger RNA from Botrytis byssoidea, 684 nucleotides. RefSeq lists its product as uncharacterized. Lineage: Eukaryota; Fungi; Ascomycota; Leotiomycetes; Helotiales; Sclerotiniaceae. The coding region runs from base 1 to 684 and encodes 227 amino acids. The record is from RefSeq and is a predicted model, not a curated record. The transcript has 2 exons.
AUGCCAGCUUCUCUAUACGUCAACAAAGAAGCACGAUAUGUUGGUCAAGGACUUUAUUUAAGGAGUCAUUUCCUGAUGUCUAUUCUCGAAACCGAGAAACCGGUCUAUUUUCGCGAGGACCUGGAUAUACUUCAUUUUUCGGGCUGGUUCACCUUCAAUACUUUUUGUGUACAAUUUACAUUUAUGCAGACGAAGGAGACAUCCGUCAGGCUUGCGAUGGAAGCAAACCGUCGCGUCAUAAUUCCUUAUGAUGAGGAAGAUAUUCCGUUGCAUCUUCGAUGUGUCGUUUGCAUGCAUAAUAAUCGGGACUUGAAUCCGAGAGAACGUCUAGAUGACUACAUCAAAAAUGUUGCCGUGGGAACGGAAUCAUUUGGACUAUCCGAGCGAAUCAAUGCUGAAAAAUUCGCAGUCAAGCAGACCCAAAGAAUGCAAAAACUGCGAAUAAAAGCACUUCAAUAUAUGAACUGGGGCUUUAAUAAGCUUAACACUUUAGUGCUGGGAAUGGAUAUUCAUUUGGUUUCGGAUACGAUGCAUCAGAGAAGACCUGAAUGGGUGGAAGACCGCUGGAGGUUCAAAGAGGAUAUCAUGAAAUACUUGACAGACAAGGCGUUUGUGGAGAUAGAAUUUUUGUCGAAGAAAGAAAGAAUUCGUAGAGAGAUUUGGAGAUUGGGAUCCUCGGAUUAA